UCUCAUCUUCUCCAUUUUCAUGCUUCAUCCUCGCCCGAUUCUCUCUCUGAAAUCGGUCUUUUCCGCUCGAAAUCAGAUAUCAUCCUCUGAUUCUCUCUCGUCUUUGGUCUGAAUUCAUUUGUGGGUUCUUCGAAGAUUGGGAACAAAAACAAUGACUGGGUUUUCUGUGUCUCUGUUCGUCUCCAACAUCUCGAAUGUCGCGUCGUAUCUGUCCCCGCUCUUCGAGAGCAUCCCUUCGAAGGUGAUUCCGUCGCAGAUUGAGAAGGUUGUCUCCUUGGUCUCUCGGACCGGUAGGGAUUUGCAGCGUUACGACAGCAAAGGGUUUCGCCAGGUUGUCGGAUGCAUACCGUACAGAUACAAGAAAAACAACAUUGACGGAAAUGAUGUUGAAGAAAUCGAAGUUCUUGUUAUCAGUGCACAAAAGGGCAAAGGGAUGUUAUUCCCAAAGGGAGGUUGGGAGAUUGAUGAAUCCAUGGAAGAGGCUGCUUUAAGGGAGACCAUCGAAGAGGCUGGCGUGACCGGACAACUCGAAGAGAAACUAGGGAAAUGGCAGUACAAAAGCAAAAGGCAAAACGUGAUUCAUGAAGGAUACAUGUUUCCUUUGCUUGUUAGUCAGCAAUUUGAAAGUUGGCCCGAGGCAGAGAUCAGACAGCGCCGGUGGGUGAAGUUGUCUGAAGCAAGAGAAGUAUGUCAGAAUUGGUGGAUGAGAGAAGCCCUUGAAGAAUUCAUCAAAAGGAAGACAUGUUGUAAUCCCAAUCACCAGAGCCAAACGCAAACGCAAACGCCAUAGAACCGCAUAACGCAGGUCCAUAAGGAAUGGCGGAAUAAAGACGUAGGAGAGGCGAUGUUCGGAGUUCUAACUGGAAGGAGCUGCGGAAUUCUUCCAUGCUUCAACCAUGGCUGAAUAGUUUUGAAGAGAAGAGGUCAACUUUAGUGCUUAGUCUUCUUUGAUUGAUUCAUUCUUUGAUUAGUGAUGCUAUUUAGGCAGUUUCUAUUCAUAAUCACUAAUUUGGAAUUGUUUGCGUCUCUUUCCUCCUUGGAUUUGUAUAUUGAAUUGAACCGUUCAAUCAUCUCUUGAACUUGGGAAA
This is a messenger RNA of Tarenaya hassleriana, 1088 nucleotides long. Its product is annotated as nudix hydrolase 4. The record is from RefSeq and is a predicted model, not a curated record. Lineage: Eukaryota; Viridiplantae; Streptophyta; Magnoliopsida; Brassicales; Cleomaceae. Gene Ontology annotation, cellular component: cytoplasm; nucleus. Gene Ontology annotation, molecular function: pyrophosphatase activity. Bases 152 to 790 code for a protein of 212 amino acids. The transcript has 4 exons.